Cheilinus undulatus (humphead wrasse) is the source of this 4348-nucleotide messenger RNA. RefSeq names its product arrestin domain-containing protein 3-like. The record is from RefSeq and is a predicted model, not a curated record. The transcript has 8 exons. Gene Ontology annotation, cellular component: cytoplasm. Lineage: Eukaryota; Metazoa; Chordata; Actinopteri; Labriformes; Labridae. Gene Ontology annotation, biological process: protein transport. Bases 296 to 1552 code for a protein of 418 amino acids.
UAUUUUUGCGCACAGAGGCUUUAAGAGCGGAGCGGCAGGAGGAGGAGAGCAGAGAGGAGCGCACUGACACGAGAAAGAGGAGAGAGAGAGAGAGAGAGAGAGAGGAGAGAGAGUUGGGAGUGAGCCGGCACAUCAGCUGAGUGUCUCCCCCUCAGAUGAGCCACCACGGCCCCGGCCGCAGACCCGGCUCAGAGCUGGGCUCCUGGAGCUAGGGCGCAUGUCCGUGGCUCUCCCAUCAACUUCUCCUCCUUUUAGACUCUUAAUUUGAUUAAUUUUGGUCUUUUUUUUUUCCACCAUGGUGCUGGGCAAAGUGCGGGCCUUGGCUGUCUACUUUGACAGUCUGAAUGAGAACAACCUGCCCGUGUUCUCCGGAGGGGACCUGGUGUCCGGCAGGGUGGUGGUGGACGUGACGGGGGAUGUGCGGGUCAAGAGCCUGGACAUAACCGCGAGAGGAGUCGCCAAGGUGCGCUGGACGGAGUCGAGGAACGCUGGAGCGAACACGGCUUACACUCAGAACUACACGGAGGAGGUGGAGUACCUCCACCACUAUGACACGCUGAUAGGAGAGGAGAGAGAUGAGGACUGUCCCGAGGAAGGUCUGACUGUUCUGCACCCCGGGCUGCACGAGUUUGCCUUCAGCUUCAACCUGCCACAGAUGGCUCUGGCCACGUCCUUCGAGGGGAAGCACGGCAGCGUGAGGUACUGGGUGAAAGCUGAACUGCACCGUCCAUGGCUGCUGCCGGUCAGGGUGAAGAAAGAGUUCAUUGUGUUCGAGCACAUCGACAUCAACACGCCGCUGCUGCUGGCUCCUCAGGCAGGGACGAAGGAGAAAACUUUGUGCUGCUGGUUCUGUGCUUCUGGUCCGAUCUCCCUCAGUGCCAAGAUCGAACGAAAGGGCUACACACCAGGCGAAUCCAUCCAGAUCUUCGCUGAGGUGGAGAACUGUUCUUCCAGAGUCGUGGUUCCCAAAGCCGCCCUGUACCAGACUCAGACCUUCUUCGCUAAGGGGAAGGGUAAGCAGAUCCAGCAGCUGGUGUCCAACCUGAGAGGAGACCCUCUGCCGCAGGGGAAGAGCCAGAGCUGGGAGGGGAAGCUACUCAAGAUCCCCCCAGUGUCGCCCUCCAUCCUGGACUGUCCCAUCAUCAGGGUGGAGUACGCCCUCGUGGUGUACGUGGAUGUCCCCGGAGGGUUGAACUUGUCACUUUCAUUGCCGCUGGUGAUCGGGACCAUUCCUCUGCACGCCUGCGCCUCCCGCACCUCCAGCAUCAGCAGCAACUGCAGCACGCUGAGCUGGCUGGGCCUGCAGGAGAGGCCUGAGGCACCGCCAAGUUACAGCGAUCUGGCGAUAUCAGAGUCAGAAAGGCGGGACUGCCUGCAGGGCUGUGAUAGGUCUGACGGGGAGGGAGAGGACCCGGGAUCUCUGCUUACAUACAUCACAGAGUUCAGAUAUCUGCCCCCACCACUCUACUCAGAGGUUGACCCCUACCCCGACCCCGUGGAGGUGUGUGGGCCCUCUGACGUCAGGAGACCCGACACGUGUCCGUCCCGCUGAGGAGAGCCUGAGAGCUCAAAGGGCUUCUGCACGAACACGACACCGUCACCCCCAGCUUCUCACCAGAUUAUAUCGCACCAUAAAUACGGCUGGACCCUCCCUCACCGGGGGAGGGGGGAGUCAGCUGGGAGAGUAUUGGGUGACCAUUGACAUAUGGACCAGGGAUUUCGAGCCAUGCUGGAUCCUCCAUAUCCUGUGCUCCAGACGAGGCAAAUUAAAAGCUUCUCUUUGAUACCACUAUGACUCUGACGAGGCUGGAAUCAAAGAUGGCCGCCGGUGGUCAGAAGACGCCUCCUCCUGCCUCACAGAGAAUUUUGCACAUACCGUUGUUACUGUUUUUCUAGGGGUGGGUUUUAUAUUCUGCAGACUGCCGCAGGCCUUUAUGCUACAGUAGAAUCUGUCCACAGAUGUAAACGAUAAGGACAUUUUUAAAGGCACAUGUAGAGACAGGACAAAGCUAUUUCAGAAAAUUGAUCGAAUCAGAUGCGAGCGUGGUCAAUAUCGCAGCAGGUGGUCUCUUUUUGUGAGUUUAUACCUCACAUUAACAUCUGUGUUUGGCAUCCUUAUACCUUGUGGUAAUUCCUAACGCUUUGUUUGGAGGCUCCAAAACGUGUACUGAUGAUUUGAUAUCUGAGAGUUUAGACUGUGCACAAAGGGGGUCUUGGAUGCCUUCAUCCAGACUGGACUGGUAGUGCAUGCACUGGCAUAAGUGAAAGACCAUCCCGUCCAUGCACACUGUCAGUGGUAAUUCGCCACUAAGCAAGAAGUGUGUCUUAUUUCUGUCUGUGCAGCCUCAUUCAAAGGAAUGUAAUUGUGGUUCUUUUUAGAGACUUGGCUCAGUAAGAAGAGUCGGUCUUUUUGCCCUUAGACAGCUUUUUUAUGUCAAUAUUCGCAAUGCUUCAGUACUAGACUUUCAUCAGGCAAACAGUUUGUUAAACAGGAAGUUGCUUCACACCUGACACCAACUUCAAAUCAUGACGUCCGAUCUCAAUCUAGCUAAUUCACUCCCAUUCACCAUUGGCUGUGUUAGAGUGAGAGAAAGGACAGUGAGCUCAGAUAUCGGGUCAGCACUGAAACAGACUAUUAAUGCAGAGCAUGGAAAGGGCAUUGCUAAUGCAACAUGUAAACAGGGCUUUAAAGGGGCCUUUUCAAUCAAGCUAGCACUCCAAAAGCUUUAUGUACUUAACAGUAGACUCCUGUUUUCUUAAAAUGCACUUUUACAACGAUAUGAGGGGCAAAAGCUGUUAAAAAGUAGCGCCAACACCUGUCAGCUUGUUCUGCAUUGUUAGUCACCCCCUCAUGUACUGAAAAAUGAAGCAGCAGCUCAGUGUAAAAAAUGAACAGAUUAAUCAAAUUAACUGUGAUAAAUAAAGUUGCACAAUUAGUGCAUUAACUGAUUAAUCACAUGCUUUAUUGACCAUUUCAGCACUCUUUAGUUAAGCCACACCAGCGUCUCCCUGCAGCCAGAGCAAAGUAAAAUAAGUCCAUCACUGCUGUUAAAGUCACCUUUUUACUCCUUUGCAAUCCAGAACAAGUUCCUUUUUCUGUGCUUAAAUUCAUGUUAAAAUCUUCAGUCCGGAGGUCUGUAUCCAACCCUGUUUUCAAUGAAAUAGCUGAAUUUUAAAUUGCAAUUAAUCCUGUUUAAUUUAAUACAUUCUGAGAUUAAUUGUGAUUUUAAAAAUUCGCUUUUUGCCAGCCCUAGUUGUGAGUAAUGUGUGAUGGUUGCUGUUGCUGUAGCAGUCGUGACAGGGUGUGUAUGAGCAUUUUCUACACAUAUAUUGUUGCACUAGUGUCUAGCAUGCAGACAGGUUCUUGGGUAAAAACUAUAUCAAAGGCAUGUAUUAUAUACUGGAUUUUAACAGAGUUUUAUAAUGCAAGACCCAUUCACACAGCCAUGCCAGAGGCUGCUCUUUAUCUCCAUCUACAUCUAUAAGCUUCUGAUGCAGCAUGAAGGGAUAUUUAACCACAAGCCAAAGGGAAAAGGGUUGCUUUUUUAACGGCUUUUCUCCCUCAAGUUGCCAUAAAAGAGCUGUCAAGGGGCACAGUGCUAAACUGCUUAGAAGGGCGGACUUGAUGGAGGCUGUACAGACAUGAAUAAGGUUAAAGUAAACAAGCCAUGGAAAUAAUGCAUGUGCUGAAGACGUUAAUGCAAAGUAUAAAAGAACGUACUAAACUGCAGCCAGCUUGGUGUCAGAAUGCCAAAACAGACGAUCAUGAAAGGUUUAAACGACCUCUUUAAGAACAAAUUCAGUCAGUAGAGACAUAAUGCAAAGCAGAAACGUGUGAAUAAUCGACCACCUGGAGCACUUAGUAAAGCUCAGACUGUGUAUGAAUGUGUGUGUGUGUGAGAGAGAGAGUGUGUGUUGGUUUAAAGACCACGUAUCCGCUGAGACAGGGUCAAGAGAAAAAGCACAAGUCCGACCAACGUAGAAAAAGUACCAUAAGUCGCCUGCUGGUUCCUGCUCUGAACUGAAGCUUCUGUCGCUGUAGACUUUUCUAAAACUCGAUGUUAAGAAGCUUAGUGCUUGCAAAACGAACUACAAAAAUGUUUAAAAAAAAAAUCAAAUGUUUACAGAUGAGUUUAUCAGAUCCAGAAUGUUGUUUGAACAUGAAUUCUUCCACCUGAAACUUCAAAGUACCAAGUGCAAUAUAUUUUUGUAUUUGUGAUUUUUUUGCACUAGUUUUUCAUAUACUCUGUCGCUGUUUAUUCCAUUUCUGUGCAUUAUAUAUUAUUGUCAUGAUCUUACUGCUGUCAUGAUCAACUUUUGAUAAAAUAAAAGUUUAUUUUAUAAAAUA